AUGCCGAACUCCAUCGACGUUCUUUCUCGAGCACGCCACGCCGACAAGGCUUCAGCACUAUUGUUGACUGGCAAGACAACCUACUGGACUUUACCUGCAGAAAUAUGGCUCGAAAUAGUCUCUCAAGCAUGCCCCAGCUUUCCCACUGUGUUUGCCGAUUCCAACGAGGAAGAUGUCAUCGCGUUCACCCGGGACGUCUCUGGCCGCUGCUCGCAAGCUAGCUAUCACAAACUCCUACAGACCAGACUAGCUAUCAGUCAGGUUUGCAAAGCGUUCCGUCAAUACGCGGAACAAACUUCAUUCGAAUUCAUCUUCAUUCGCCACUCAGAACAAAUCCUCGCUCUCGCCAGUCUCCUGGACAGGCAGAUCUUUUCGGACUCUACUGGACUUGGGUGGUGGACUCGUAGGCUUGAGCUUCGUCUCGUCGACUGUGGUCAAUCUUGGACAGCACUCCAUACUGCCGCCCUCCACACGGUCUUCAGCCACUGUCCAAACAUCUCCACGUUUUCUAGCGUGCUUGCCUCGCCUCUCGAUCUGGCCCCUGCUGCAUUUCCGAAUCUGCGCAGGCUCGAGCUCACAUGUGAUCUCUCUCUCGCUCUCAGCACUCUGGCUCCUUUGUCAGACUUCCUCGAGACACUCUGGCUCACGCUCACAAGAAGGCCAUCUUAUAACUACCGCCCGGUGAAGAUGUCCUUCCCGCGCCUCCACACCCUCAUCUUCACCCGCAUCUACGUUCCUGAGAUCACGGAAGAAUGGGACAUGCCUUCCCUCCGAACGUUCAUCGCGGACGACAAUAGCUGGCCGGACCAAACGAUCGUCGAGAACGGCGAACAAAUGAUCACACAGCACGGCGAGAACAUCCACCGCCUCGGGAUCGUGACGCCCAUCGUACUCUGGACCGCCCUCCACCUGUGCCCCAACAUGGUCGAGUUGACCGUCACCUGUCGCGUUGAGGGCGCGCUGUUCAACCAGAUGCUUCAUUACCUCAGCUAUCUCUUUCCGUUCAGGUGUCCUUCGCUCCGCUCUGUCACACUCGAAGGAUGUCCUAUCGCCGUCGCUAAUGACCUUUCUCUGGAGAAGACCCUGAACGCUCUCGCAUUGGCUGGGAAGAAUGAGCCGGAGAUAUCGGCUUUGACUGGGCGAGAGGGGAAGAUCGCCGAGCCGCUGCCGCUGAGCAGGGUUCGUAUGGCGUUCGUAGGCUCGCCGGACAAGUUGAUGGACAUGCUGCCGGAGAUGGUACCCACGAAGGAGUCGGUUGGAUGGAAGGCUUUCCUCAAUGUAUGCAAGGCGCGGAACAUCCUGUUGGAGACGUCUUGUGGGCAGGAGGAGUUGUUUGCGAAUGUGUGGCACACGGUACUUCCACAAGGACGGAUAGAUGAUGUCGCGCCGAUGGUGGAUUAA
Stereum hirsutum FP-91666 SS1 is the source of this 1401-nucleotide messenger RNA. RefSeq lists its product as uncharacterized. The transcript has 3 exons. Bases 1 to 1401 code for a protein of 466 amino acids. The record is from RefSeq and is a predicted model, not a curated record. NCBI's taxonomy places the organism in Eukaryota, Fungi, Basidiomycota, Agaricomycetes, Russulales, Stereaceae.